CGUCACCAAGCGAAUGUUUAAGGAAUGGCACUCGAAUCGAGAUUACAGAAAGUUUCAGUUUCAUUUCUUCAGUAAUCAGAAAAUUACAGGGAAGCGAGCAAGCGGAAGGGUAGCCAGCAGACCUCUGAUAAAAAUGUCUACUGUCUCCAACUUUAUCACCACGGUUAUCUGUAAAAAUGAAGGCUGUAUGGAGUAUGGAUCGCUUGAACAAACUAUCCGGCGAAGUCUCACUAUUUCUGAAUCAAUACUUGUCGGUAUCUUGAGAGACACCUGCAAGUUUGUUGUUAUUGAUGGAAAAGAAAAAUGCUCCGCGACCAGUGCCCUGAGCGCAGACAGCUUGAUCAUAGCAAAGACAUCACUAAGGGUUUGCAAAAAACAGCCCGGCGACUGUGUCAGCUGUGAAGAUUUACAUCUGUGCAAAUAUCUUGUGUGCGGCAGCUGCAAGUACGGGAACAAGUGCAAAAAUUCCCACGACUUGGACUCGGCCUACAACAGAGCGGUCUGCGCCAGACACGGCCUGCAGGACCUGAGGGCUGCAGAGCUGUUCGCCCUGCUGCUUCAGAACGACCCGUCUCUACUGCCGGAGGUGUGCGCGCAUUACAACAGGGGCAACGGCGAGCACGGCUCCUGCAGGUUCAAGGGGAGCUGCAAGGGCCUGCACAUGUGCCAGCACUUCCUGCAGGGCGACUGCGCCUUCGGGGACCGCUGCAAGCGGGUGCACGCCUUCGACGGCGCCGCCCGCGAGAUCCUGAAGCGCCGGGGCGCCGGCCCGGAGAGGGGCGCCGACUGCCUGUACAAGGCGUACCGGAACAUGUUCGCCGUCGCCGGGCACGCGGACGGCCCCGCGGGUAGGGUACGCGCCCGCGGGACGGGCGGGGGGGGGGGGGAGCGCUCCCGCCAGCACUCCAGCCCCUCCGCCAGCGAGGCCGACAGCAGCGAGAUCUGCCUGUUCUUCCUCCGCCGCCACUGCAGUUUCAAAGAGAAGUGCAUUCGGGUUCACUACCACCUGCCCUACAGAUGGCAGAUCUCUCAGAGGGAUGGAACCACCUGGAAGGAUCUGCUGGACAUGGAGGAUGUUGAGCAAGCCUACUGUAACCCUGCGAACGAUGCAAGUAAGGGGAUUUCGCAGGUGGAUUUCCUCGCCAUGACGAGCGGGGCCUCGGAAGUGCGCCGCCUCUCCAGCGUCUCCUCCGUCACCAAGCCCCCCCACUUCAUCCUCACCACCGACUGGCUGUGGUACUGGAAGAGUGACCAGGGGAAGUGGCUCGAGUUUGGCUCUGAGGGUGACGCGGACGGGGGGUCCUCCAUCACGUCCCAGACUCUGGAGAACAUUUACCUGGCCGACACCGACGGGGAGAUCCCCUUCACCGCUGGCAGUCAGCAGUACUUGCUCAGCUUCAAAGACAUGACUCAGCGAAACCUAAAAUAUAACACCAAGAGGGAGGUUCGAAGGCGGCCCCGCUUCCUCUCCGGUAAAGACGUGGAGAAAAAGCGAAAGAGCGGAACUCCGGAAGCUUCCGGCUCGUCUGCCGCCAGCGUUCCGAAGCACUGGGACCAGGAAGCCCUGGCUGACUUUGAAUACAAGCUCACUUGCCUGUCGGCCACGUCCACGGAGUUCCAGCAGGUGCAGAAGCUGUUCAAGCGGACCAUGCCCAAGAGCACUGUGCACAGCAUCCAGAGGAUCCAGAACCCCUCCCUGCACAAGGUCUUCCAGUGGCAGAAGGAGAAGAUGCAGAAGAAGAAUGGAGGUCGGCCUGUAGACCAGCGGCUCCUGUUCCACGGCACUGAGCAGUCCCUCACCAAGGCCAUCUGCGAGCAGAACUUCGACUGGAGGAUCUGCGGCAUCCACGGGUCCCACUACGGCAAAGGAAGUUACUUUGCCAGGGACGCCUCGUACUCGGACCGGUACUCCAAGUCCAGCGGCCGGACGAAGACCGUGUUCGCCGUGCAGGUCCUGGUCGGGGAGUACGCCAAAGGGAAAAGCAGCUACCUCCGCCCCCCCCAGAAAGCCAGCGACCAGGGCUUCUACGACAGCUGCGUCGACUCCGUGGCGAACCCUGCCAUUUUCGUCGUCUUUGAGAAACACCAGAUCUACCCGGAGUACAUUAUCGAGUACGGUCCUUGAUCCUGAAGUAAAGAGUCGUAGAUCCGAAAUUCAACUAUGCAGAAAAGAUAAGACGCGCUAAUGUGCGCUAAAUCAAAAAUGGCUUUCGCAGUUUUACUGAUAUUUUGUGAGCUUGGAUAGCCUUCAAGACUGCGUGUAACAAUUCUUUAAAAAUAGUUUUUGCUGCGAGUAACAUUCAUCACAAUAUCUGGGAACUAAUAUUUGCGAUUUAAACAUAUCUUUAUAGUGGGAUAAACUGGUGUCAGGUCACUUUUGUAUAAUUUAAAACUUUGCUGUCUUCUGUGGUCUUUAAAGGGCUUAUGUUUUUAAAUUUCAUACUCGCUGUAAGGGGAUCUAAACCAAUGUAGAGUACCAGACAGACUGGGGUGUCUUGUGUGGCAUGGCCCGUAGGGCGCUUUCCACAUGCUCAAACUAUUUAGAUACCUCCAGGUUUGUGAUUUCACAACUAGAAAAACUACCUGCAAUAUCAAUGCUAAGAUAUCAGCAGUGUCUGCAAAUAUAUAUAUAUAUAUAUAUCGGCAAAUCUAUAACUCGUUUCUAUAAUGUCUUAAGCCAGACUGAGGUGUUAAAUAUGCAGGAUGUCGCGCAGACAUGGCAAAAUGAACUUGGUGUGUACAUUGACGAGGAUAAAUGGGAUGUGAUAUGAGACCAUUCAAAGAAAAUAUCAGUGUGUGACCGUGCUAGACUAUUGCCGUUUAAAAUCCUGCACCGUUUGCAAAUCUCCCCCAACAAAAGAUUUAAAAUGAACCCCCAGUUUUCACCUAUGUGCCAAAAAUGUCAAAUCUCAGUAGGGACCUACACUCGUUGUAUCUGGUCCUGCCCUGAAAUCCAAGUAUAUUGGAUGGAUAUUUUGCAGGAUGUGGUAAAAAUCUUUGGUGUGGUUUUUGCAUAUGAACCCACUCUCUUUCGAGUCAAGAUGCAAUAGUUGGUACUAGUUCUGGCUAGUUAUGAUAUCCUUGCAUAUGCCGCAAGGAAGAAUAUUUUUUCUGUCAUGGAUAAAUGACAAACCUCCUGCCAAAGCAAAUUGGCAUAAGAUAAUUAUGGAGUGUUUUACCCUUGAAUACUUGACCUGUCUACUUCACUCUUCAAAAAGACAGUUCGUGAAAAUAUGGACUCCAUCUCUCUACUUCUCCAACUCCCCAGUGGCUUCAACACUUUCAAGCAUUCUCCUGGACUAACUGAGAUACCUGUGCCUUGCCUAUGAUGCUGUAACUGUAAUGCACCCUUGUCAUCUGCACUUUUAUUGUAUCCCAGCUUUUAUUUUAUGUAAACAAAAAAAAAUGUAAAUGUCAACAUUCAUACUGAUUGUGUAGACCAAUGCUGUGCUGAGCUUUUUGUUGUUGUCUGUGUGUUUGUGGAAAAAAAAAAAAAAAAGAACAAAACUUAAUAAAUAUAUUUGGGAAAAAAAAAAUCUGUCUCAACUGAUCUGACUUACCUGAUCUGACUGUCAUUGACACUGCUGUAGAGAGAGCACUUCUGGUGUUUUUUUGGAUUGAAUGCCUCAGAUGUGAAAAAAGUGAUUCUACUCCCCAA
This is a messenger RNA of Anguilla rostrata (American eel), 3658 nucleotides long. RefSeq names its product protein mono-ADP-ribosyltransferase PARP12-like. Bases 14 to 2125 code for a protein of 703 amino acids. Gene Ontology annotation, cellular component: nucleus. The record is from RefSeq and is a predicted model, not a curated record. Lineage: Eukaryota; Metazoa; Chordata; Actinopteri; Anguilliformes; Anguillidae. Gene Ontology annotation, molecular function: NAD+-protein mono-ADP-ribosyltransferase activity; NAD+ poly-ADP-ribosyltransferase activity; metal ion binding. The transcript is spliced from 13 exons.